This is a messenger RNA of Dissoconium aciculare CBS 342.82, 748 nucleotides long. RefSeq lists its product as uncharacterized. The coding region runs from base 220 to 690 and encodes 156 amino acids. NCBI's taxonomy places the organism in Eukaryota, Fungi, Ascomycota, Dothideomycetes, Mycosphaerellales, Dissoconiaceae. The record is from RefSeq and is a predicted model, not a curated record. The transcript has a single exon.
UGCAUGUAGGUGGUACUGUACAAAAAGGCAACGGCCGAGCAAAAGAGAGUGAGGCUGUGACAGCUUAGACGGGCAAGGAAAAUGACUGAGGUGGGAACAAGGAACAAGAUUGACAGAUGCAGAUUCAACAGGGGAGGCGUACCAGGAUGCUGUUGAAUAUAUGACUUUCCGGACCUCCUCACAAAGGGAGCACGACGCUCAAAAGAUACCGUAUCAGCGAUGCUGGUGCCGCCGAGCGGAGGAAGACGAUGGAGAUUCGACGGUGGAAGCCGUUCAGGAUGUUUGGCGCGGACAGUCGGUCCGUCGGCGGCAAGGUGCGUUACCUUUCGGACUGGCUCAAAGCCUCGAAAGAUGUUGGCGAAGAUCGAGGAUGUCCUGAGGGAUAAUUUGCGAUGGUGGUGGACUGAUGUCGUCGUUCGCGAGAGCCUCAAGCACCACCAUGCGAACGCGCAAACCGAACAGCGGCGAGAUUGGAAAGGCUGUCGGUCGGUGAUUGAGCGCGCGGCAGUGACGAUCCACUGCAGUAGGGCACAGAGGACUCCGUGCGCUUCGGCCGAUUUUUAUCUUGCAGGCACGUGCUUUACAUUAGUCGAGGAUCAAAAACGGCUGCUGGUGUUGGUGGUGAUGGGCGCCUGGUUAUUAGUCCAAGUCUUGUUCACUUUCACAGUCUCAAUGUCAGCAUGUCCUUGAUUCGCAUGGUGCAUGCACUGUGUAUCACAGCAAAUAAGCCCGCUCCUAUGACAAAACG